Trichomonas vaginalis G3 is the source of this 3780-nucleotide messenger RNA. RefSeq lists its product as uncharacterized. Bases 1 to 3780 code for a protein of 1259 amino acids. The record is from RefSeq and is a predicted model, not a curated record. The transcript has a single exon. NCBI's taxonomy places the organism in Eukaryota, Parabasalia, Trichomonadida, Trichomonadidae.
AUGAAGGGUUCCAAGAAUAUAAAGAAGGAGCCUAAAGAAAUUGAUGUUGACGAACAUGCAGAGUUGUACUCAGCUAGGUUUGAUCUUAUCAAAUCUAGGGAAGCUUUACAACAAGCGAAUUUCGAGAAAGACGAGUUAACAAAAGAAAUAUUAGAAAAGCGAGAGCAAUUGCGGAAUUAUAAAGGCAUGAUCACAGAAAGAAACGAUCUUAUAUCAGAAAUCCAAGCACUUCAAUUGCAAUUAAAGCAGUCGAAUGAAUAUGCAGAUACGUUAUCAAAUGAAAAUAUAAAAUUACAUCGAGAGAUAUCUGCUUUACGCUCUAAAGUUGACUCUGGUUCGCUAUUGGACAAGAAUCAAACAGAGCAAUUCAAAAAUCUUCAACUUAAAUACCAAAAAAAGGCAGACAAAUAUCAUAAACUCAAAACUCAAUUCAAAAUAGAUCAAAAUCAACUAGAAAUACAUAAAAAUAAGCUCAGUUCACUUACUUUAGACAAUGAUGCAUCAAAUCUCAAGACAGAGCUCUUAAUAGAGGAAAUAACUACAUUAAAACUCGAACUUGCUGAAAAAGACAACGAUUAUGUUAAAAUGAAGCAUGAUACAGAGCAAAAUCUUCUUAAAGCUCAAUCUGCAUUGUCAACUCAUCAACUUCUAACGAAUGAAAAUGAGUUAUUACAGAAGCAAUUAGCAGAAAUCAGGAGGGAUAAGUAUAAUAUUGAUCAAGAAGCAAUUAAAUUACGAGUAGAGUUAGAAAAUGCAAAAAAUAGGAUUAGCGAAAUGGAAUUACGAGAAGAAUCCAAUAAGCAAACUAUCGCUGAAGAGCAUCAAAAGCGAAAUGAACAAGCAAUUAAAUUAACAAAGUAUAUUAGCGCAUCUCGUGAAAUGAGAUCGAUGAUUCAAGAUAAAGAUCAAACAAUAGGAGAUCUCAGAGCCCAAAUUUCGGAACAAGAUAACAAUCUAAGACAGAGACGCGAUGAAAUCGCUAAUUUAAAGUCAUCUUUGGCCGAUGCAUAUACUGCUAAAACAGAAUUAGCCCAAACAAAGCAAAAACUCAAUGAAUUAACAUUGCAAGCUGAAGCACAUAAGCAGAAGAAUGAUAUUCUCCAACAAUCAUUAGAUUCUCAGAUGCAAAUGAACAAAAAUCUUUCAUCCGAAAUCAUUUCAGCGAGAAAACAAGCAGCUGAUUUGAAUUCAAAACAUGAUAACUUGAAAUACGAAAUGUCAAAACAACAAUCAAGAUAUGAUACAGCUAUGCAGACUCUUCAAGACCAAAAUUCUAAACUCAACAAACAAGUAGAGAAUUAUAAAAAAGAAUUACAAAAUCAAAUGGAAGAUUAUGAAUCAAAAAUGCUCGGCCAAGCAGCAGAAUACGAGACAAAAUUAAAAGAACAGAAUGAUAGACUUACAGGUACAAUUAACCAACAACAAGAAGAGUUCAAUGCAAAACUUACUGACAUGGAUAGAAGAAAUCAAAUGCAAAGUCGUUCUUUAGGUGAUACUUUCAAAAAAGUGAAUGAUUUAACAAAUGAAGUAAAUGAAUUACAAAAGCUAAAGGAAGACAUUGCUCAAUUGGUACCUCAGAACAAUCCAGGAAAGGCUGAUCUUCUUGCUGAUGUCAAAUCUUUAGUUGAUACUAAAAAUGCAGCUGUUGAACAACUAAAAAGUGUCAACAAAGAAAUGAAAGCCGCCAAAACUAAAUAUGAACAAUUUAUGCAUGAUGUGUUGAAGUUACCUGUAUAUUCUUCUCCACCAACAUCAAUUUCUUUGGCUAAAGAAAUUACAUCAGCUCUUUCAGCUGCAUCAGAAAAAGUUUCAAAUUUGCAAAAAGAAAAAGAUGAUUUGAACUCAGAAAACGAGAAGAAGAAGUCAAUAUUUAACUCUUUACAAGGUAUAAUAGGAACAACACUUGCAACAAAUACUCCUAAUGCAUUACCACAAAAUUCAACAACAAAAAUAGAAGCAAUUUCUUAUGAAAAAAUUCCAGAAGUUUUGUCACAAAAAGUUUCGCAAAUUCAAGGUGAAAAUGCAAAAUUGAUGCAUAUUAUGAACCAAGCGAAGUCAUUUGUUGAAUUUGAUUUACCUGAGAAUCUUCCUGUUGCUCUUGCAAAAGAGAAAAGUGAUCAAAUGCAAUUGCAACAUAUCAUUUCUGAUAAAGAAAACGAAAUCAAGAGAAUAAAUGAAGUUUUGCAAAAAGAGAAAGAAAAUACUGAAAAAUAUGAAAAAGCCAAAAAAGAUAUGCUUAAACAAAUCGAUGAUAUCAAACAAGAGAAAGAAGAAAUCGAGCAGCAAAUGAAUAUUAUACAGAAACAAGUUUCUGCAAUUCUUCCUGGAGCAACUUCUUUCCAAGCUUUACCACAAGCUUUGACAACAAUUAACAAUGAAUUAGAAGCUGCCAAAACAAAUAGAGAAACAUUUAUAAGAGAUCUAUGUAGAGCUGUUCAUUGCGAUGAACCAAAAGAAACUAAAAUCCUUGAAACAAUUAAGAACUUGACACAAAAACUUGCAAAUGCUGAGGAAGGACAACAAUCAAUUGCAACUGUUUUAGGAGCAUUAACGAGUGGAGACCAGAAACAGAUUGUUUCCCAAAUCACACAGUUACAAGCCAAAGAAAGAUCACUUGAAAACUUAAAGACUGAAUUGUUGAAAGCAGAUCCAAGAGCAACUCCUGAAACAGCACCAAGAAUUAUCAAAGAACUCAAAGACAAUUUGCAGAAAGAAAAAGAAAAGAGAAUGAGUUUAGUUACUCAAUUAGGAACAGUUUUAGGAACUAAAGAAGAAGAAAAUCUUCCAAUUGCACUUAAUAAAUUAGUACAAGACUUGAAUCAACAUGUUUCUAUGCACACGAAUUUCGUUGAUGCUUUGGGAGGAAUCGUAAAAACAACUGAAGAAAAAGAAAUUCCAUUAGCUGUUAAAAAAGUCACAGAAGAUUUCACAGCAGAAAGAUAUCAGCACGCGCAGUUAUUAGGACAGAUUGGUGGACUUCUGAAUAUUAAUUCUCCAGAUGAUAAUGUUAUAUUUAAUGGUGUCCAAAGUUUAGUUCAAGAAUUGCAAAAAGAAAAAGCUAAAUCUUUAGAAUUAGAAAGAUGUCAUGCUAAUUUUGUUGAUUCUUUGAUGAAGAUAACAGGUGCAAACGAUGAGUCAGCAGUUCCUUCAGCAACAUCUUCUCUUAAGAACGCUUUGGAACAGACACAAGAACUUAUAAAUACAAUUGUUGCAAUUGUUACUCAUAAAAACAAGAAAGAUGUUAAUUUCUUGUUGCCUUUAAGCCCUCAAGUUACAGCAACUGUCACUGCCGCACUCAAUGAUUUAGUUAGGAAAUAUGAUAGUUUGAGAAGUGAUGCUGAUUUGGUCAUUAAAGAUGGAAUUGAAUUUGGUUACACCGGUUCUUCUGUUUCAGAAUGUGCUAAGUUUAUUACAGAACAAGAAGUAACAAAGAAGGCACAAGAAAUGCAUGAAGAUACAUUUGCAAAACUGAAACAAGUAAGAGAAGAGAAUGCUAAAGAAAGAGAGUUGCUAGAAAAGAGAAAUCAAGAAGCAAAUAGGAAAUUAGCUGAAUUACGUCAACAAAAGAUAGAACAGAAUGAAGAAGCACUUAAUAAACAAGCAGAACUUAGAACAGAAAUAGGAGAUUUGCAGAAACAAAUGAGAAAGGCUGCUAGUGAUGUUGAAGCUGCUCAAAGAUUAAGGUUUGAACUUGUUAGAUUAGCUGCAAAAGAAGUUUAUGAUAUUGGAACCCUUAAAGCUGGACUUACGGACUCCGAAAUUCGUAGACUUCAAUUAUAA